Lontra canadensis (Northern American river otter) is the source of this 1022-nucleotide messenger RNA. Its product is annotated as olfactory receptor 5B17-like. Lineage: Eukaryota; Metazoa; Chordata; Mammalia; Carnivora; Mustelidae. Gene Ontology annotation, molecular function: G protein-coupled receptor activity; olfactory receptor activity; odorant binding. Gene Ontology annotation, biological process: sensory perception of smell; G protein-coupled receptor signaling pathway. The record is from RefSeq and is a predicted model, not a curated record. Gene Ontology annotation, cellular component: membrane.
UGAAAUUUUUCUUUAUUGAUCAUUCUGUUCUCUUCUGUUGCUAUAGGACAUCUUGUUAUUCUCAAAUCACAUCCAUGAAGAAUAACACAGAGGUGACCGAUUUCAUCCUGCUGGGACUAACCAAUGCCCCAGAGCUGCAGGGUCCUCUCUUUAUAAUGUUCACGCUCAUUUACCUCAUCACUCUGGUUGGGAACCUGGGGAUGAUCAUGCUGAUCUUGCUGGAUUCUCAUCUCCACACUCCUAUGUACUUCUUCCUCAGUAAUCUGUCUCUGGUAGACUUUUGUUACUCCUCAACAGUCACUCCCAAGGUCAUGGCUGGGCUCCUUACAGGGGACAAGAUCAUCUCCUACAAAGCAUGUGCUUCCCAGAUGUUCUUUUUUGCAGUCUUUGCCACUGUGGAAAAUUACCUCUUAGCCUCAAUGGCCUAUGAUCGCUACAUAGCAGUGUGUAAACCCCUCCAUUAUACCACCACAAUGACAAAAGGUGUAUGUGCACGUUGUCUUGCCAUAGGUUCUUAUGCCUGUGGUGUCUUAAAUGCCUCUAUAAAUGUUGGAGAUACCUUCAGCCUCUCCUUCUGUAUGUCCAAUGUGGUUCAUCACUUUUUCUGCGAUAUUCCAGCAGUCAUGGCUCUGUCUUGCUCUGAUAAACAUAUCAGUGAACUCGUUCUUGUUUUUAUCUCAAGCUUUAAUGUCUUUUUUGCAAUUGUUAUCUCUAUUUCCUAUCUGUUCAUAUUUAUAUCCAUUUUGAAGAUACAGUCAGGUGAGGGAUACCAGAAAGCUUUAUCUACCUGUGCUUCUCACAUUGUUACAGUUUCCAUAUUUUAUGGGACAGUCAUCAUCAUGUACUUACAGCCACGUUCCCAUCAUUCCAUGGAAACAGACAAAAUCGCAUCUGUGUUCUAUACUAUGGUCAUCCCCAUGCUAAAUCCUGUGGUCUACAGCUUGAGGAACAAAGAGGUCAAGAAUGCGUUCAGGAAGGUUGUUGAAAAGGCAAAAUAUUCUCUAGGUGUAGUGUAUGAGUGA